This is a messenger RNA of Lycium ferocissimum, 3342 nucleotides long. Its product is annotated as putative UPF0481 protein At3g02645. Lineage: Eukaryota; Viridiplantae; Streptophyta; Magnoliopsida; Solanales; Solanaceae. The record is from RefSeq and is a predicted model, not a curated record. The transcript has a single exon. The coding region runs from base 2029 to 3342 and encodes 437 amino acids.
GAAAAUGCCCAUAUAUCAUUGCAAAAUUCCCAAUUAGUUAGCAAACAUAACUCAAGUAAUACCUAGUUCAAUGAUCAUAUAUAAUACAACGUUACCGUGCUUGAUUUGAUAAUUUAUCAUCGCAAAAUUCAUCUUCCUCCAAUGAAUUAUGCUUCAGGCUACACUGCAAGAAAAUUUAGCUAUUAAAUGAAUAGUAUAUAGUAAUUAAUUAUUGACAAGAAGAGCAUAAAAUAACUAAUACAUUAAUUGGAUAAAAGUUGAUUUUAAAAAGAAAAAAUGGGGUUCGGUGGAAUGUAAUAUGAAACUAUAUGGAGAGCUAAAGCAUGAGGUGGAGGAGAUUAGUAAUCGAAGAACGAGAUUAGUAAUCGAAGAACAAACUUUAGUCCAAGCAAACUCCUGGAGUCACUUGAACAAAUACGAUAAGCUAAUGAUCUUAUAUAACACAAAAUUUAGGAAUCCUAAUUGGCUCUUGGUCUUCUAGAAAACUUUCACAUCAUUAACUCUUCAAAUUAUCUGUUUUUUGAUAAAAAAGAAUUGGAUAGUAAUUAAGAAUCUUUACAGAAAUUAAUAAUGAUUCAUUGUACUAUAACUAUGUCAUUUACGUGGACAUAAAUUACACAUUUGCAAUAAAUAUUGGAAAGUAAAGAAUAGUGUUAAACGAAGGACAAAAUAUUCUUUUAACUUUUGACGGACAUUUUGAUAAUUCAACUUUACCCUUAUACUCUUCCCACUUUUAGUAUAAUAUGAUAUGAUAUGAUAUGAUAUAUAUACCCGAAAGAAUGAUACAUUUAUAUAUUUAGAAAUAAUUUAGCUUAAAACUUUCGCUUUUAUCCUUAAUGAAAUGAUUUGACCACAGUGGCAAAGAUCUAUGACUUGUUUUAGACCACAAGUUUGAAAAAUCUUAUUUCAUUCUUAAAUUGUGUGCUUAGUCAAAUUAAGAUGCUUAAAUUGAGACGGUGGAAGUACUUCUUUUUCGUUGUUUAAUCUUCAUCUUCUUCUUCUUCUUCUUUUUUUUUUUUUUGGAUAAUAUGCUUAUUUUGUUGCAAAAAGAGAAGUAGGCCAGUGAAAUUGAAGAUUGACUAUAGAAGAAAUAAAGUACAAAAUUAAAGAAAAAGGUAUUGCUUGUGUGUGUAUUGAAUAUGUAUAUCAUUUGAAGUAUUCGUUUUAAAAUUCAGAACCCAUAAAGUUGAAAUUCUGACGUCGGCUCUAGACUUACGAGUCGGCAGAACUCAGUACCUUUAAUUCAAAUCUUAUAUUUAUGUUAAAAGAUUUAUUUAGUAUAUAUAAAUAAUCAAUUCAAAAAAAUGAAGAAAAUUGUGAUCCGAAACCCAUAAACUAAAAUGUUUUAAUCCUCAUCUGCUAAUGAAACUCAAUUCUAUGUUAUGUCUCUAGCACGCAUGGGAUCUUAGUAGGCGUUUGGUCAUGAAAAUGAAAUAUUUUUCACUUUAUUUGGAAUUUUGAAGUUGCAGUUGAAGUAGGAGUUGUAGAUGGUGUUGUGUUUGGUUAUAGUUUUUGGAAACAAUAUUUGGUUGUUUGAAUGUAUUGAAAGUGAAAAUAAGGUUUUAGGUGUUUUUCAAAUUCCAAAUACAACUUCGAGCUGCAUUUGAAAUUUUUAGAAAAUGUCAUCACACAUCUUUUAUUUUGUGUAAUUUCUCAUGGAAGCACCAUAUAAUUGUUGCAUCUUACUGGGAAGCAAUAGUUGCAUGUUUUCUACUGUGGAGAACUUACCGAAUAAAACUUAAAAAAGCAAAAUCCAAGAUCGAAAUAAUUGACUUUAUUUAAUUUGAUUUGGUUUCUAGUUCUAGACUUAGUAAACUGACAUAAUUCGUUUGGUUUGAUAGAUGAAAACAUCGAACCAAACCGGCUACGUGCACCACUACCCUAUCCUAUUGAUUUCAAGAAGUUCCAGUUAUAUUUCUUUUCAAGCAGUUUCAGCCUUAAACUUCUUUAAUUUAGCUUGAAACUCUUUCUAUUGCACAAAAAAUUAUGACUCUUUUUCAUUAAUUACAGAUAGAAGAAGGCAGGAAGAUGGAUCAUUUAAUCGAUAUAAAUCAAAUCCGUGAUGAAAUAGCUACAGAUUUGCGCCAUUCAUCUAUCAAAUCAUGUACCAUAUUCAAAGUAACUGUGGGUCUGAGUGCAUCAAAUCCAGAUGCUUAUAAGCCACAAUUGGUAUCCAUUGGUCCUUAUCAUAACAAUAAUCCACAACUUCGCUCGAUGGAGAAUUAUAAACUACGUUACCUACAAAGGUUUCUUAGAAGGAAAGCGGGGAUUGAUUUGGAGAGAUGCAUUACGGAAUUAGCACCCCUCAAGGAUGUGGCGUUGAAGUGUUAUGAUGACAUAGAGGACCUCUAUAGUGAUCACAACUCCAGUAAAUUUUUGAAAAUAUUAUUACUUGAUGGUUGUUUUGUGGUUGAGUUUAUUCGAGAGUUUCGUGGAAUGAAGCCAAAUGGAGAAGGCAUAAUUAUUGAGGUUGGUUGUAUACAUAAUCAAGUGCUUCGAGACAUGUUGCUACUAGAAAACCAACUUCCUUUCUUUGUCCUCACAAAACUUCAUGACAUGACUAUGGAUCAAAUACCGUUCACAAGAUUGAUGAUGAAAACCCAUAUUGCUUUCUUUAAUUAUUCAAUAUUAAAGAUCUGCUGGUCGUCCUUUAUUGAGACCGAAGGUCAUGAUGUUAGAAACAUCAAACAUUUACUUCAACUAGUACACAUGUCAUGCCAACCUUCAGAGAAGAAAGCUAGCCAAACUGAGAAUCCUACUUUGGAAAUGGAAACAUGGACCAACAUUCCAAAUGCAACAGAACUCCGCGAAGCUAGAGUUCGAUUUUCGAAAGUUGGAAGAUUUAAGGAACGCGACCUUGGAGAUAAUUCAAGUUUAUUUGACAUUAAAUUUGCGAAUGGAAUCAUCACCAUUCCUUAUUUUGAAGUUUUUGCCGAAAUGGAGACCAUCCUGAGAAAUCUUAUAGCAUAUGAGCAGCUAUCAUUUGAUGUAUGUCCUAGAUAUUUCAGUGAUUUUUCUACUUUCAUGGAUUAUCUUAUCAAAUCGGAUAAAGAUGUGAGUUUGCUCCGUCAGAAUGGAAUCAUCAAGAAUGAUAUAGGAGGGGACAAAGAAGUGGCUAGCCUCUUCAACAAAAUUCGAAAAGGGGUCAUCGUUUAUGACGAUUUCUACUAUGAAAAACAAUGCAGGAAGUUAAUUCAACAUUGUGAAAAACCAUUGAACCGAAUGAAAGCAAGUUUGAUGUACAAUUAUUUUGAUAGUUUUCGGGUAGGAACUUCAGCUGUGGGAGGCACCAUAAUUCUCAUACUCACCAUUAUACAGACUGUUCUAGCUUUUCAUAGGUGA